Pelobates fuscus (common spadefoot toad) is the source of this 678-nucleotide messenger RNA. It is a transcript of the gene PTGES3L, whose product is annotated as prostaglandin E synthase 3 like. Gene Ontology annotation, biological process: protein folding; chaperone-mediated protein complex assembly. Gene Ontology annotation, molecular function: protein-folding chaperone binding; Hsp90 protein binding. The record is from RefSeq and is a predicted model, not a curated record. NCBI's taxonomy places the organism in Eukaryota, Metazoa, Chordata, Amphibia, Anura, Pelobatidae. The transcript is spliced from 7 exons. Bases 114 to 554 code for a protein of 146 amino acids. Gene Ontology annotation, cellular component: cytosol; nucleus.
CUGAUUGACGCGAGGUGAUGGGAAGAACUUGCUGAAUAGUUGCCUGAAGUGUGCUAACUACAACUUCUAGGAGUUAAAAUUGAAGAACAUUCUGUGAACACAGCAAAGGAAUUAUGAGGCAACAAGCAAAAACACUAUGGUAUGACCGUCCAAAAUAUGUACAUAUGGAAUUCUGUGUGGAGAACAGCAGAGAAGUCAAGGUAGACAUAGAAAACAACAAGUUAAUUUUCAGUUGUAUUAAUGAAGAUAAUAUUCAGAUGUACAACGAAAUCCAUUUAUAUGACACUAUUCAGCCAAAGGAUUCUCGGGAAAAGCGUUCAGAUCGAUCUAUAACCUGCUUUCUGAGGAAGAUGAAAGAAAAGGUUGCCUGGCCAAGGCUAACAAAAGAAAAUAACAAGCCAGCUUGGUUGUCUGUAGACUUUGAUAACUGGAGAGACUGGGAUGCAGAAGAGGAAGGAGAAAUGGCCAUGGCUGAACAUUACCUAGAUCUCAUAAAUAGUGUUAAGGACAAAAAAGCACCUCCUAGUAUGGAUGAUCUGGAUGAUUUAGAUUAAAAGGAAAAAUCUACAGAAGUGGACAUCAAGAGUUUAUGAUCAAGAAAACUUUACCCAGGGCCAGAGGCUGUGAUCCUGUAUUGAUGGAAGUAAAAUCAAUAAAUGAAAUAUGAUUUUUCUUGAA